AUGGGGAAGGGGCUGGAGGGGACGGCGGCCCGCUGCGGGCUGGGACUGGGAUACCUGCUGCAGACGGUGGUGCUCCCCGCCCUGGCCGUCCUGGGGGCCAGCCGCCCCGGCUCCGCGGCGCAAGAUGAUGAUUUUUUUCAUGAACUUCCGGAAACUUUUCCAUCUGACCCCCCAGAGCCAUUGCCCCACUUCCUCAUCGAACCCGAGGAGGCUUACAUUGUGAAGAACAAGCCGGUGAAUCUGUACUGCAAAGCAAGUCCAGCAACACAGAUCUAUUUUAAGUGCAACAGCGAGUGGGUUCAUCAGAAGGACCAUGUGGUGGAUGAGAGAGUAGAUGAAACCUCUGGUCUGAUUGUCCGAGAGGUGAGCAUUGAGAUUUCCCGCCAGCAAGUCGAGGAGCUCUUUGGGCCCGAGGAUUACUGGUGCCAGUGUGUUGCCUGGAGCUCUGCAGGCACCACCAAGAGCCGGAAAGCCUACGUCCGCAUUGCAUAUCUCCGGAAAACUUUUGAGCAGGAGCCAUUGGGGAAAGAAGUGUCCCUGGAGCAAGAGGUCCUGCUCCAAUGCCGUCCCCCUGAAGGCAUCCCAGUAGCUGAGGUGGAGUGGCUGAAGAAUGAAGAGGUUAUUGAUCCUGUGGAAGACCGAAAUUUUUACAUCACGAUUGAUCACAACUUGAUCAUCAAGCAAGCCCGGCUUUCUGACACAGCCAAUUACACCUGUGUUGCAAAAAACAUUGUGGCCAAAAGGAAAAGCACCACAGCGACUGUGAUUGUCUAUGUGAACGGAGGCUGGUCUACCUGGACUGAGUGGUCAGUGUGUAACAGCCGAUGCGGGAGAGGCUUCCAGAAGCGCACGAGGACCUGCACCAACCCUGCCCCACUCAACGGUGGUGCCUUCUGCGAGGGCCAGAGCGUUCAGAAAAUAGCUUGCACCACUCUGUGUCCAGUGGAUGGCAAGUGGACAUCCUGGAGCAAGUGGUCCACCUGUGGCACGGAGUGUACUCACUGGCGCCGGAGGGAGUGCACGGCCCCAGCGCCAAAGAACGGGGGGAAGGACUGUGAGGGGCUGGUGCUGCAGUCCAAGAACUGCACUGACGGGCUCUGCAUGCAGGGUUUCAUUUAUCCUAUUUCAACUGAACAGAGAACCCAGAAUGAAUAUGGAUUUUCUUCUGCUCCUGACUCGGAUGACGUUGCUCUCUACGUCGGGAUCGUCAUAGCCGUGAUCGUGUGCCUGGCUAUUUCCGUGGCUGUGGCCCUGUUCGUCUAUCGCAAGAACCAUCGUGACUUUGAGUCAGAUAUCAUUGACUCCUCAGCGCUAAAUGGGGGAUUUCAACCUGUUAACAUCAAGGCUGCAAGGCAAGACCUCCUGGCAGUGCCACCAGACCUCACUUCUGCUGCAGCCAUGUACAGGGGUCCUGUUUAUGCCUUGCAUGAUGUCUCUGAUAAAAUCCCAAUGACCAAUUCUCCAAUCCUGGACCCGCUCCCUAACUUGAAGAUCAAGGUUUAUAAUACCUCUGGUGCAGUCACUCCCCAGGAUGAACUUUCUGACUUCUCCUCCAAGCUGUCCCCACAGAUUACACAGUCUCUUCUGGAGAAUGAGACCCUGAAUAUGAAGAACCAGAGCCUUGCUCGGCAAACUGACCCAUCGUGCACUGCAUUUGGGACCUUCAACUCCUUAGGAGGUCACCUAGUAAUUCCCAAUUCAGGAGUAAGCUUGCUGAUCCCAGCAGGGGCCGUUCCACAAGGGAGAGUCUAUGAAAUGUAUCUGACAGUUCACAGAAAGGAGAACAUGAGGCCGCCUGUAGAAGACAGUCAAACCCUGCUGACACCAGUGGUGAGCUGUGGCCCACCAGGAGCCCUGCUAACCCGGCCCGUCAUUUUAACCAUGCACCACUGCGCAGAACCAAACACAGAGGACUGGCAGAUCCAGCUGAAGCACCAGGCUGCCCAGGGACCAUGGGAGGAUGUGGUGGUGGUUGGGGAGGAAAAUUUCACCACUCCAUGCUAUAUCCAGCUGGACCCAGAGGCCUGCCAUAUCCUGACAGAAACCCUCAGCACGUAUGCCUUGGUGGGACAAUCAAUCACCAAAGCAGCAGCCAAACGUCUCAAACUGGCCAUCUUUGGACCACUGUCCUGCUCUUCGCUGGAGUACAGCAUCCGGGUCUACUGCCUUGAUGACACACAGGAUGCCCUUAAGGAGGUCCUGCAGCUUGAGCGGCAGAUGGGUGGGCAGCUUUUGGAGGAGCCCAAAGCUUUGCAUUUUAAGGGAAGCACUCACAAUCUCCGUCUGUCCAUUCAUGAUAUUGCCCACUCUCUCUGGAAGAGCAAACUGCUGGCUAAAUACCAGGAGAUACCCUUUUACCACAUCUGGAGUGGAUGUCAGAGAAACCUGCACUGCACCUUCACACUGGAAAGGUUCAGUCUGAAUACCCUGGAGCUGGUGUGCAAACUCUGUGUGCGGCAGGUUGAAGGAGAAGGACAGAUCUUCCAGCUCAACUGCUCUGUUUCAGAGGAACCUACUGGCAUCGAUUAUCCUCUCAUGGACUCAGCAGGCACCAUCACCACCAUAGUAGGGCCCAGUGCUUUCAGCAUCCCCCUCCCAAUAAGGCAAAAGCUGUGCAGCAGCCUGGAUGCACCUCAGACCAGAGGCCACGACUGGAGGAUGCUGGCCCACAAGCUGAAACUGGACAGGUACUUAAAUUAUUUUGCUACGAAAUCAAGUCCCACUGGGGUGAUCCUGGAUCUCUGGGAAGCCCAGAAUUUCCCUGAUGGCAACCUGAGCAUGCUGGCAGCAGUUCUUGAAGAAAUGGGAAGACAUGAAACAGUUGUUUCUUUGGCAGCAGAAGGAAAUUACUAAUGCAGCCUUGGCGUGAACAGGAAGGACAGACGCAGAGAGCAGUAAUGCCCUGUUAUUGCAAACGAGAAUUGAAAUGAAAACCCAGACCAAUGAGUUACACAAGAGACAUUUCAGAGAAGAAAGCAAGGAAGCAAAUAAACAAAAAAACCAGCCCUGACCUUCACACAUGUUCUCCUUGUACAUUAUCACAGGAUCAAAAAGAAAUCAUGCAAAGUUGUACCUUGAAAAUAUAAAUCAACAUAAUGUUCCUCUCGGCUUGGCUGUACACUGCUUGGUACAGGAUUUUACAGUUUCCUAGGAAACGCUUUUUAUUGCUAUCCAGAUAUAUGGAUAAACUUUCUUAACAAUCCCACUUUCUAUGGAUGUUGUUUACAUCAAAUUCUGGACAGGGGUAAGGAGACUGUCCAUGGCUCUUUAUAUUUUUUGUUUAAAGCCAUUCUAGACAAGGCUAUGGACAGGUGGUUGUGGCUACUAUUGGUUUCUGGUGAAUUCAGAUUUUGGCUACAAUUCUGCACAUUGGUUGUCUUGCAAUGAUCCUCCUGUCAUCAUUCUGUUUCCUAGACCUACUUGUAAAAAAAAAAAAAAAAGAAAAUCAGGGUUUGAGAGGUGUGCAUCUGGAAAGCAGGUACUCUGGCUGAUAAGCAGGAACACAGGUAAUGUUCCCUUCCUUUCCCGAGGCAGCCCCACUGAGCCUGUGUGGAGAACAGCUAUAAAAUGGUGGGGAAUGCAGGAUCUGAGUUAGUUUUCAAUUCACACCCUUUUCACCCCUUUGCAAUAUGAGGGGGCCAGAUAUGCAAUUCAGAGUGGUUGGGAGGGAGGGGGAUAGAAACGCAGAAAAAAAUAAAAGAGAAAAGUUACUAUGAUAAUUUUUUUACUGAUUAGUAUCUAGUGCAAGGAUUAUAAUGACUAUUAUUAUUACCAUUAUUACUUUAUUUCUAAUUUUGUCAGCAGCAGAAUGAAUAAUUUCUGAUUUUAUGGAACCUGUUGUCCCUUUGCUGAAGGUCUUCUAAGAUAUGUCCUUCUAUAUGCCAUCUGCCCUUCCCUUUGUCAGCUAUCAUACUCCUCCUCCAAAGUCCUCUGCCAGCCCACACAGUUGCUCACCUUGUGUUAGCAUUGCUGUGCAUCAUGCUAGAUGCAAAGGCAGUAUAAACUGGUGACACUCUGCUGAAGUCACUGAUCUGCACUCACCAAGUAUCUGACCCAACACCCCUCCCUGGGAUGUUUUACACCACCCUGGUGCUUUCAGGUUGCUCCAAGAAGCAGUCUUGUCCCAAGGUGGCUGUGAACCAGAGGCAGCCUCCCAGUCCAAGUACACAUGGACCACUGGUUCAAGACAACAGGUGCAAGCAUGUGGAGACACUGAUGUUGGCCACCUGAUUUGUGCAUCCAAGGUGGGUCUUCAUAUUGUUUGCUUUGUUGUGUAGCGGUCUAAGAGCCAGCAACUCCCAUUUCUUCCCCACAGAGCUGCAGGUACUCACUUUUACUGAAACCCACCACCUUCAGUAAUGUUUGCCAUGGUUGGGGUUACUGACAGUUCAACCCUCUGCUAGGCCAUUUCUGUGUGAGAUGCACUUGGUGAUCUCCACGGAUACUCCCAGGCUUUGCUGCAGCGUGUGUCAUGUGGGUCUGUGUAGGGCCAUGGAGUGGUGAAGUUGAAAUCCCGUGUGUUGCAGUUUGCUGCCUUCACUGUGCUCCUGCCACCACCGCUGCCUAGUCAGGGAGCUGCAGGUUCUCACUGGCUGACCAGGAGAUGUUUGUCCCUCUAGGCCACCACAAACAGGUAAAGUUUGAAUUCUGCAAAAGGAGCAAACCAAAAAUGGUCGUCACUGCAAAUGUAUUUUGUGUUCUGCUCAGUGAAAAGACUGACUCUUUGAUACAUGACAGUGAAUAGGAUUGCUGUAGUUUUACUGCCAGACUUGUCUGUCCUCUACUUCUCGCACAAAAAGCCUUUCUUCCCCAGUCCACCCGCUCCAGGUUUCCAGCCAGGCCCUGGUUAUUGCCUUUGUGCACACAUGCAUGCCCCGUCCGCAUAUGUAUUCCCACUCCGUAUGCUUCCCGUGACUGGAGUUGGCUUGUUCUCUUUUGUGGUCUUGGUUUUGUUUUCCCCAAGGCUUUCCAUAUUGAGCUUUUGAAGGUAACUUUGAAAAUGUCAUUGGUCAAAAUGAAAAGAAAAUUUAAUCUGACCUUUUUUUCCAUUUGACAUUUCCGUAGGCUUGGCACCUUUUGUUUCUCAGCUCCCUAACCAGUAAAUAAGGUCAAUCAAAACCAGUGGGGUUUUGAUUGACCGCUGGGCAGCAAGCACAAAAAGUUCCCUUCCUUGUAAGAGGUAACUUGGCAGUUUUCCAACCAGCAUUUCAGUGAAAACUGGAGACCAGAGGAUAUACACUGUAACUUUCAACAUCUGUGUGCGUUCAGCCUGUGUAAGCCCCACCUUCUCUUAAUGUGGAGAUGAUAUGGACAUCCUUUCAACAGCCAACCAUCUUCUUUUUCACCUUGGGUAUCUGAUGCAGCCCAUUGCAAUGCUAAUGUAAAUUUUGCUUUCAACUUCAAGAGGCUUGUACUGGGGCUUCCAGCUCUGCCCUUUCUCCACACUUUUUACUCACCUUGGAGCACUAAAAUAGGUCUCAGCUUUUUUUUCCUCCUAUGCCAUCUUCAGAUGUAACCAGUUGUAUUUAGUUUGUGCUUCUUCACCUUUCCCAUGUGUCCUUCCUUCGUGACUCUGCGUCCAAGGUGGGUGCAUGAGUUGAACUGUCCUUUGACCCUUUCCCAUCUUCAGCUCAGUCUGUGUUGGCUGAUCCCUAGGCUCACUGGUACUCCCCAGCUCUCAGCUUUUGCCAGGUGGGCAGCAUGUGCACCCUUCUCACUAGGGUCAUACCAGUGACACCCAGAAAGUGUCUCAUAGUUAUCUCUAUUGCUAUGAGUGGAUGCUCCUUUUGCCAGCUCUCUGACCUACAUUCUCACACCUCCUGCAAGAAGAACAGAUGAACAAAUUUCUUAAAGUAUUCUGGGGCAUUUUCCUGUCCCAGCAUCACAGUAAAGGGGAUUUAUUGUGAGGAAAAAUACACACUGAUUGAGGAGCAUCCACAGAGGUGGGCAGGAACAUAACCGUUCAUCACUGAACAUGACUAGGGCAGGAGCAUCACCAUCACUGGGUGGUGGAGCUGUUCUUCUUCCACCCUGGCUGCUCAGAAACCUUCUGUCACCUGCUGCAAUCAUGAGCUGGAUGCUUUCUUCAGCACCUGCUCCAUAAGCCUUUGCAGGAUCCCAGUGCGGCACUGUGUCAGCUGCCCCGGCCUUGACAGAGCAGGGAGAAGGUUCCUCCAUAGAGUCGCAGCUCAUCCCAGCAGCUCCACACUCAUUUUUUGCCACUGCUGCCAAAGCAGCUCCCACUUCACCUCCCUGCAUUAAUUUUGCCCAGCUUUUUCUUUUUUUCUGGGGGUACAGCAGUGGCCAGGUGUGCAUUGUGGGAGAGGGCUCCGGCAGAGGCUAGUGCUAUUCACCAGUCAGCAUUCCAAUCCUGCUACCCCAAGGAGGGAUGGUGGGAAGCAAGAGCAGCCAGAUCCGCUCAGGGUAUUAUUUUUCGUGGGAGAAAAACCAGCAGCAGUCCCUCCACUUGGAUUGCAUGGACACAGUGCCAUCUUGUGGGGCUGAGCAGUGGCUCCAGCGUGCUGCUGCCACCACGGCGAGCAACUUCGCGUGGGAAAAGGCUUUCCUGUGGGGUGGCUCUGACAAAGACGUUUGGCAGACAGAACAGACUCUUAAAAGUUGUUGUAACAUUUUAUGUCAGGUAAGCACAUCUGCUUUAAAAGAA
Messenger RNA from Lepidothrix coronata (blue-crowned manakin), 6664 nucleotides. It is a transcript of the gene UNC5C, whose product is annotated as unc-5 netrin receptor C. The transcript has 17 exons. Bases 1 to 2853 code for a protein of 950 amino acids. The record is from RefSeq and is a predicted model, not a curated record. Gene Ontology annotation, cellular component: membrane. Gene Ontology annotation, molecular function: protein binding; netrin receptor activity. Gene Ontology annotation, biological process: netrin-activated signaling pathway. Lineage: Eukaryota; Metazoa; Chordata; Aves; Passeriformes; Pipridae.